Molecule: messenger RNA, 2714 nt
Organism: Gossypium arboreum
Lineage: Eukaryota; Viridiplantae; Streptophyta; Magnoliopsida; Malvales; Malvaceae
Product: cell wall integrity protein scw1
Exons: 9
Coding region: 337-1317 (326 amino acids)
Molecular function (GO): mRNA binding
Source: RefSeq, a predicted model, not a curated record
AAUAUGCAUUUUAAUUAAUAAAUUCGAGUCUCAUCUCUCUCAAAUUAAGUCGACAUUGAGAUUUGUAUCUCAUCAUUCGAGAGCAAUGUUGAGAUUUAUUUUCAUUUUAAUAUUGAAAUUAUUAUAAUUAAUUGGACCUGUAUUAUUUAUUAUUUAGAUUUGUGAUUGUAAUUAAAUCUAUUCAAAUAAAUAAACAAAAUAAAAAGGCUAUAUUUCUUGGGUUUCCUUUCCAUUUCGUAUCAUUCUUUUGGGUUCGUAGUUUGUUCUUUCUUUCUCUCUUGAACGUCGAGUAUUGGUUUAGGGUUUCAGGUUUCUACUUUCUAUCGAGAUAUAGACAUGGCGGGUGCUGGAAUCCACCCUUAUCACCAGCAGUGGCCGCCGGCACCAGCUCCUCCGCCCCCUCCAGCCACAGCAACAGCGGUUCCUCCACCGCCUCCUCCUGUCCACCAUCCUCCACCCGUUUCUUCUCAUGAUGAGGUUCGGACUAUCUUCAUUACUGGUCUUCCUGAAGACGUCAAAGAGAGAGAGCUACAGAAUUUACUGAGAUGGCUUCCAGGGUAUGAAGCUUCGCAGGUGAACUACAAGGGAGAAAAACCUAUGGGUUUUGCUCUCUUCUCAAGUGCACAACUCGCAAUUGCUGCCAAAGAUGCCCUUCAGGAAAUGGUUUUUGAUGCUGAGUCAAAAUCGGUAUUGCACAUAGAGAUGGCGAAGAAGAAUCUAUUUGUUAAAAGAGGAAUUGUAGCAGAUUCUAAUUCGUAUGAUCAAAGCAAACGUUUGCGAACUGGUGGCGAUUAUUCACACAGUGCUUAUACUACUCCACCUCCGUUUCACCCUCCUCCUGCCCCUGUUUGGGGCCCACACGGGUAUUUAUCUCCAACUCCUCCAUAUGAUCCUUAUGGAGGUUACCCUGUUCCUCCAGUGCCAAUGCCUACCCCUACUCCUGUACCAGCUCCUAGCAGUUAUGUGCCUGUUCAGAACACCAAAGAUAACCCUCCUUGCAAUACCUUAUUUAUUGGCAAUCUUGGAGAGAAUAUUAAUGAGGAAGAACUACGGGGCUUAUUUAGCGCUCAACCUGGUUUUAAGCAAAUGAAGAUCUUGAGACAGGAAAGGCAUACUGUUUGCUUUAUAGAGUUUGAAGAUGUGAAUUCUGCAAGUAAUGUGCACCACAGUUUGCAGGGUGCUGUGAUCCCUAGUUCUGGUUCUAUUGGCAUGCGAAUACAAUAUUCCAAGAAUCCUUUCGGUAAAAGGAAAGACUCCAAUCAUCCCAUUGCUUCUCCUGGUGCCAAUGGGGCUCCACUAGCUAUGACUUACCAGUAGAUGAGGGGAUGUUAUCUUUAUAUGCUCCAACAAAUACAACUGCUACAUGCUAGGAUGCAUCAUGCAGCUAUUGCAUGCACCCAUUUCAUUGUCACCAUCGGCAUUAUCAUCCCUUCUCAUGUCUUUGAAUGCACAUAGCGGUAUCAUGAACACACCAUUUGCUCAUGUUUAUUUGAAUUUACCUAAGACAUGCAUGUGUCUGCAGCAUUUGUUAUGCCUGGUUAACUUUAUAGGCUUUUCAGAUAACUUUAAUAUUAUUUAGAAGUAGUGCAUUAUCUACAGGUUUGGUUAAUUUGUGUGCUAUUCCACCUCAUAUUGAACAUUGACCAUUCCAUGAUACUGGACUACUACCGAUGCUCUAUAUCACGCAGCAUACAUCUGGGGUUGAUCCAUUUACAUCACAUUACUAACAUGACAUUCAGUGCAUGGCACUAUCUUGAAGUAAACAGCGCAGAAAACCAUCCCAUUUUUUCAUUCUAUACAUGGAAUUGUUAGCACCAUUGCCAUGGCCAAUAGGCACUAUUUGUUUCGGUAAACUGAAAAAUGAUGAUUGCCAUGCUUUUUAACAUAUUAGGGGUCUUCAAAACAUAAGAUUUAUAGGAACUAUUCGGAAGUAUAUAUGCCUCUACGGUCAAAAUACACUACAUCAAUAACAUUUCAUUUGAAGAAAAUCCAGAUUUUCAUAUCAUGGCACUAUUAUUAUCUGAGAAAAUGUAGGGAAGCAUAACCAUUGCCAUAGCCAUUGACACCAUUUGUUCCAUUGAAGUGAAAGGAUGAUAAUCAUCUUUUGAACUUUUAGGGCUUGAUAGAUAUAAGCGUCUAUGAUAUAUAUAUACAUAUAUAUGCAGGAUAAGCUACUCUGCUUGAGGUAAACAGUGCUUCAGCUGAUGUUUUGUUUCAGGUAACCUUUUAGAUUUUUUUUUUUUUUCAUUUGGGUACAAAUUUUAUAAAUGGAGGAAGAGAUGACAAUUACAGGGUCUGAACCAUGCAACUUCUAGUAUUAGUCAAAGAGUCAAAAUCGAACACAUCCAUAUGUGGAUGAUUAGCUGACAGCACUUGGAAGUAAAUAAUUGCAAUAAUAUUAUUUUUUAAUGUUUUGGUCAAAAGGAACAUAACUGUGUUCUUUUUGGCAGUCAAUUCCUAGAGGAGGCCCCUGGUCUUUUUAUUUACUUGGGGUUUUUUUUAUGCAGAACAUUAGUGUAGCUUAGUGUAGCGUAGUGCAGUGUGAAAGGAAAUGAAAAAUGGUAAAAAGAGAGAGAAGUUAAUAAAAAUUUUCUAACAUUGGUUGACUGGUUAUUCUUUUAUCCUUUGGUUACGAUAGAAGUACAAUAAUUUACGACUGUUUUAGUUUUGUAGAGUUGUUCAGUAUUAUAGUGGAGUAUGCGAAGCUCACAUAA